Messenger RNA from Acanthamoeba castellanii str. Neff, 1479 nucleotides. RefSeq lists its product as uncharacterized. The record is from RefSeq and is a predicted model, not a curated record. The transcript is spliced from 8 exons. Lineage: Eukaryota; Discosea; Longamoebia; Acanthamoebidae. The coding region runs from base 1 to 1479 and encodes 492 amino acids.
AUGAGCGCCAGCACCACCACACAGCAACACGUGAAUCCACUGGACCUGCCUCUCCCUCGUGAGGCGCCACCGACAUCCAGGCGCAACAAGGGCAUUGCCGCUGGCCUGCGCCGGAGCUUGUCCGGUUCGAUCACCAUCCCGGAUUCCGUGUCGGAGACCGCCCUCAAGCAUCGCAACGGCCUGCGACGUCUCACCAAGCGGCUGCGCGAUGUGGAUCCGUCACUCCCGGCCCGCGCCACGUCCUUUGUGGGCAUGGGCGGAAUGAUCAUCCGCGAGAUCAGGGGCGGGUCGAGGGACGACGAAGUCUCGACCGCCACCACGACCACCACCACCACCAGAGCAGCGCCCGAGACCAUGGUGGGACCUGAUGGAGUCGAAACGGUUAUUCCAGUUACCCCCGCCAGGACUGAAGAAGAGCGGGUGAGGCAAUGGCGUGACAGCGGUGAUGUGACUGCGCCCAUGAGCGCCGAAGACCUCGCCGGGGAUGCACUCGUGCACCUCACACAGCGCCUGGCCUCGGUCGUGCCGAUGAAAGGCUUGAACAAACCGGUGGGUAGUGUGCUCGUUGGCAACCAUCGCAAGAUCACCAGUAGAUGGCUCGAACUGUCCCGCAUCGCUGCCGACGUGAAGAAGCACAACGCCCACCUCGACUCGCUGCGAGCUCGAUCGAGAGACUACGCCUCCGUUCUGCAGACAUCGUCUCAGACCGCAGUCACCCUGCGCGAACGCGUGCGAGCCGUAUUGGUGGCCAUCCAGGGAAUCGAAUCGGCCGCUGCCUUCCAAGACGCCCAGAACAUGAACGCCUACCUCCAGCUCCUAAACGAGGAAGCGAAUGUGAUCGCCCAGAGGCAGGAGCAGCUCAUGGCCGGUCUCAUGCAAGAUGCUGAGAUGAUCGCCAAGAGCGCGCGUCGCGCUCACUCACGCUCGUCCCUCUUUGCUGUGUCUGCACUGGGAGCCCUCGCUGCCGGCGUCGUACUCACGGGCGGAGCUGGUCUGCUUGUGGGCGGAACUGUAGCCACGCUGACGGCGAUUGCCGGUGGUGGAAUGCUCACUGGCCUCACCUGCGGAGCGCUAUUGGACGCCUCUGAUGCCCACGAGAAGAUCGAGAGGAGUAUGCAGGAGAUGCAGACGGUGAGCGAGAGGGCCGGGUCUUUGGUGGAGGGCGACGCCCGCGUCUGGCGCUCCAUCGGCCUGGCGUCGCGCAUGGCCGAAGGUCGAGUCCGCAGCAUGCCGAGCGUCUUCCAGUCCGCCCAGUGGGCGCAGAUCCAGCCGCAGGUCAUGCAGAGCCUGCACGAAGCACAGCUGCUUCGCACGCUCGACAUCUACGUGGUCUACCUGUUCAGUUCUGGGUUCGCCAUCCCCGGCAUCGACCUGGCCAAUAUCAUGGACGGCCCCACCAUCGCCGCCGCCCGCCGGGAGUUGGCGGCCAUGGACGCCGCAGUGCUUCCACUUCCCGCCGCCCCACUCGCCCCCAUGUAG